CCUCCCCGCAUUCCGCGUGCUCGGUAUGAUUACACCACCAACACUAACGCGUUCACACUCACACGUUUCCAAAUCGCCUUGCUGUUAGGACGAUCCGCAUCGUUCGCGCGCGCACAUCGGAGUCCCUCACAUAAGGCACCGGGUGCAGGUAAUGCCAGCAGAGACUCGACGAUGCCUGGAAUCUACAUGAUAAUGGCCAUGUUGGUCCAAGUCAUUGCCCAAGAACCAGAGGAACCCGUCACUUACACAUGCACCGAUGGCUAUGAGUACGAUCCUAUCAGACAAGUGUGCAAAGACAUCGAUGAGUGCGCCAUCGUUCCCGAUGCCUGCAAAGGGGGUAUGAAGUGCUAUAACCACUUUGGUGGAUACCUAUGUCUGCCACAGAAUGCGCAAAUCUUUGUAAGCAGAGGACAUGAGAUGGCUCAGCCUACCGAACCGAGUCCCCCCAACCCUCCAGUCCCUCCAAACACGAACUCUCAAAAUCUCCAGCUGGCAAGCCUGCCCGAGCGCCGACCGUCUGGUCCCCACAGGCCCAUACACUGCUCGUCUGGUUUCACCUUGGAUGAGCAGAAUUACUGUAGAGAUAUAGAUGAGUGUAAUACAGGAAGGCACACAUGCGGUCCAGAUCAGAUCUGUUAUAACACUCGAGGAUCUUUCCUGUGCCAGUGCACACCAGGAUACCAGAAGAAUGGUGACCAAUGUGUGGAUAGAGACGAGUGCCUCAUGUCACACUACUGCAUGCACAGAUGUGUGAACGUCCCAGGAUCCUACUACUGCGAGUGUAACCCUGGCUACCAGCUGGCCAGCAACAACCACAGCUGUGUGGACGUGAACGAGUGUCAAGCGAAUCAGCCGUGUGAUCAUCAGUGCUACAACCUUAUGGGCUCCUUUAUCUGCCACUGUAACCAGGGUUAUGAGCUGGCAGCAGACUCCGUUUCCUGUAUAGACAUUGACGAGUGUGCCUUCUCGCGCUACAUGUGCCAAUACGCCUGCAUUAACAGCCCUGGAGAAUAUUCCUGCACUUGCCCUGAAGGAUAUGAGCUCCAGGGAACAAGAACGUGUCAAGACAUUAAUGAGUGUGAAACCGGCCACAAAUGCAGCGAGGAUGAGUUCUGCUGGAACUACUACGGAGGCUUCCGGUGUUACCCGAAAAACCCCUGUCAAGAGCCUUAUGUGCGCACGACAGAAAACCGCUGUGUCUGUUCAUCUACGAGUGCGUGCCGUGGCUUGCCACAGUCCAUCGUCUACAAGUACAUGAACAUUCACUCUGACCGGACCGUACCAGCAGACAUUUUCCAGAUCCAAGCCACCAACAUCUACAGCAACACGCACAACACCUUCAGGAUCAGAUCCGGCAAUGAAGGAGGAGAGUUCUUCCUGAGGCGUUCCAGCAACGUCAGCGCAAUGCUGGUGUUGACCAAGUCCCUAGAGGGCCCUCUUGAGAUAAUCAUCGAUCUAGAGAUGAUCACCCACCACACCGCCACAAACUAUCGCUCCAGCUCCUUAUUACGGCUUACCAUCAUCGUGGGACCGUUCUCCUUCUAACGGCUGCUCUACUGCCUCUUCACAUGUUUAAACAUAUCCAAUAUGCUACAUUCUUGUUCCCUACCAUCACAGUGCCAAGAAUUUAUCAACUGUGCAAGUUGAGUCUUUUUUUUUUUAAUACUUUAUGUUCUGUAUAGUUGAUCGUGCUCUUCUAUGGGGACGGCCGAUAUGAAUAACGAGUCGAUAGACAAGGCGUCCGCUAGCAGUGAGUUGCAGAGGAAUAUGUGGCUUUAACUAACCAGAGAUGAUGAAAGUGUGCGUUUAACAGGAUCUUUUGUGACAAUGAGACAAAGUAAGUCAUGGAGAGACAGGGAUUGAUGCUAGGUAUAGUUCAGUAUAACAGUAUAAUGUCUUCUUUUUCAUUUCCAAUUUAUGUCAUAAUAGCAGGGAGCCCGUUUUAUUUCCGACCCACAUCACUAGUUCGUUCUUCUUUAAAUAUAAGCACCGAGUGGUGAGUGUGUGACCUUGUUAUCCUGUGUGAGUUGGACACAAAUUAAACUCUAAGCUAGUUUUUUCUCCUUUCUUGAACCCUGUCCAAUGGCUCAGUUCCAGUAUUGACUAAAAUGUUCUCAGGCAACGUAAUUAAUGAAGUGAAAUCAUUUUUAAUCCCGAGGACAAAACAUUCUGUUCUGAGGGUAUUUCGAACAGCGCUGGAGUGUUUGCAGCGUCUGUUGAUGAAAGAGUUAGGCACUGUUUAUGUGGUUGGAUGAUGCCACGUUAAUAAAUCUACGUUGAUUCAUUUCCUUUUUCCGUUUAUGAACGUUGCUUUGGAGCUAGUCUCAGUGGCAACAAUAAAUAGCCAGGAAAUGAUGGCAAAUGCCACAGUACGGCAGAGCUUUUGAGUGUUUCCCACAAAUGGAUUAAACGGACUAAUGCAGUGGAAAGCACUUGGCCAUCUUUAUUAGUUCCAGUGAGGUUAUUCUGAGGGGAAAAAAAAAUCUCUCUUCCCAGUCCAAGCUAUCAAUCAGCCAAAUAUUGGGUGUACUUUGAAGAUUUGUAUGGGUGAAUUCAGGAUGUAGUCAUGAUCCAUGCUAAAGCAGGACGUUUCUUAGUUCGUCUUGUAGCCACGUUACACGUUACAGCCCCAUCGUACGUGCAGCACUGAUGAAGUUGGGAAUAAUCGACUUCAACAUACCUUCCUCAAGCCUUUAAGGUGUUUUGUUUUUAACUGUAAUCCUUGUAUAAUAUGUAGUUCAAUCUCCAAAGUCUAACAUGCAGUGCCUUAUAUAUAUGAAUACAGUAAUAACU
Hemibagrus wyckioides is the source of this 2793-nucleotide messenger RNA. RefSeq names its product EGF containing fibulin extracellular matrix protein 1 (gene efemp1). Gene Ontology annotation, molecular function: calcium ion binding. The coding region runs from base 172 to 1545 and encodes 457 amino acids. Lineage: Eukaryota; Metazoa; Chordata; Actinopteri; Siluriformes; Bagridae. The record is from RefSeq and is a predicted model, not a curated record. The transcript has 11 exons.